UUUAGGUCCAUUCCAUGAUGGCUGAAGAUCCUGGAGGAGCUUUUUUCAAUUUCUCCCUCAUUUUUCUCAUUUUCUCUUUUCCUCUGCUUGUCACUGAGACAUGGCAGGACAAACAGCCUCGCUAGGCGGCCAAAGACCCUUGUUACCGUUAUGCCCAAGAAAGGGAACCGAAAACGGCUGAAAUUUCGGGCCGGGGACGUCUGUUCGGAAUCGGUGACUGUUGCUGAUUUCGCCAAUGCCGAUCCAGCAAUUGUGAAGUCUGGGAGGGUGAAGAAGGCCGUUGCAAAUGCAGUUGAAAAAGAAGUAAAGUUGCUGUGUGGACUGGAGGCGUCACAUGGUCCUGUACAGGAAGUGUUGUCGUCUGUGGCCAGCGUCACAGCUGACACCCUGGAGAGCAGUGACGACCUGGACCCUGAAGAGGAUGGAGAGAACGACGUCAAAGGGGCGCGCAAGAAGAAAAACAAGAGAAGAAAAGAGAGCAGUGAAUGCAGUGAUGGGGGGGAGUACCCUAUGGAUAUCUGGCUGGUGCUGGCAGCCUACAUCCGUCCAGAAGACGUGUGUAGGUUUGCGCUGGUCUGCAGGAGCGCCUGGACCGUCACCUGUACCGCAGCCUUCUGGACCAGGCUCUACAGGAGACACUACAGUCUGGAUGCCCACCUGCCGCUGCGCCUGCAGCCGGGCAGCGUGGCCAGGAUGCGCUGCCUGCGGGUGCGGGUCAUUCGUUCCCUCUUCCACCUGUACGAGCCGUUCAGCUCGCGCGUCUCCCACAGCCCGCUGCUUCCCGAGGCCACGCCCACAACCCUGCUCAACUCCAAGUGUCUGCUGUUCUGGGACAACAAGGUGGUCGGGACUCGACCAGAGCCCAUGUGGGAGUUCAACUUCAAGUUCAUAAAGCAGCAGGCGCGCUGUAAGAACGGCAGUACCCGGGCCCUGCUGUUGCCCAGGCAGUACGAAGAGGUCCACUCCAACCCAGACUCCGACUGCUACCUGCUACAAGUCACCACUCUCAACUUCAUACGGCUCAACCCAGUCAUCAUGGGCAUGACCCUUACCCUGUUCACCAUCAACGUGAGCACAGACAUGCGUCACCACCGCGUUCGCCUGCUCUUCCAGGACUCUCCCCUCCAGAGGGGGAGGAAGGCGGGGGAGCAGGGGGGGACCCAGGUGGUGCUGGACCCGGUACACAGCGUGAGACUCAUGGACUGGUGGCAUCCGCAGUACCCACCCUCUCCCUACACAUAGAACCUCUCCUCCACCCCUCCUCCCCACACCACAGCCUCUUAUCCACUGUUCCUGUAGCUCGUAUAUUCUUCUGCAGUGUCUUUGCCCCUCUGUUCCUCUCUCUGAACCCUCCUCUUCUGCAGCAUCAACCCCAUGGGAUCUGAGGGAAGCAGGGAUGAUCACUUCCUUCUGCAUUGGCUUUUGAUUUGUUGAUGUGUUCUUUUAAAUGAGGGAACUCAUGAUUUAAUUAAUCAUUUUUGAAUGGGGAUUUAGGAUUUGCCGUGUUUGUUUAUUUCCUUUUUAACUUUUAAAUACCCUAUUUCUAUUGGCCAGCAUUGGACUCUGAGGAUUCCUAGCAUUCUUAAGGCAGAUAGAUCAGUGUUCUCUAUAGGAAGAGCCAAAGACUCACCUCAAGCAACAUCUGCUUUCCAACUUUGAUUUGACCAUUGGUUAGUUUUUCUUCUGUGAUGCUCCCUGCUUUGGUGUCUUCAUCAAGGCUGGGGUAGGAGAUCAAUCCUGCUGCACUGGAUCUACAUUAUGAUGGUAAUGAUGACUCAGUAUUGGGUUUCUCAAGUUGUAUGUCAUGCAAUGUAAAGAAUGUCAGUAAAAAAAAUGAAAACAUCAUCAUGCUUGAUCAUAGUGUGUAUGAUUAAUGGGCUGUCAAGGACGGUCAACAGAAGAGCUCUUAUCGUUUUC
Messenger RNA from Osmerus eperlanus (European smelt), 1917 nucleotides. RefSeq names its product transmembrane protein 183A (gene tmem183a). NCBI's taxonomy places the organism in Eukaryota, Metazoa, Chordata, Actinopteri, Osmeriformes, Osmeridae. Gene Ontology annotation, molecular function: protein binding. Gene Ontology annotation, biological process: regulation of protein stability. Gene Ontology annotation, cellular component: SCF ubiquitin ligase complex. The coding region runs from base 151 to 1242 and encodes 363 amino acids. The transcript has 8 exons. The record is from RefSeq and is a predicted model, not a curated record.